Lepisosteus oculatus (spotted gar) is the source of this 1480-nucleotide messenger RNA. The record is from RefSeq and is a predicted model, not a curated record. NCBI's taxonomy places the organism in Eukaryota, Metazoa, Chordata, Actinopteri, Semionotiformes, Lepisosteidae.
UAAAGGUAACAUCCUAAGGUGUUUUUCUUUCCAUGUACUGUAUGACAAAAGACCCCAUAUCCAUAUAUUAUGCAUGGCUGUCCAACGAUCUGCACGUGAGACUUUUGGAUUCAGAGAGGACUGCAGGUUCAAUACACUGCAUUCUAGUUAUACAGGCUACAUUCCACAGCGAAUUUACCAGACUGGGUGUACUUAUGCAAAGGAGACUUCAGAAUGCAUGGAGACCUUUUGUGAUACAACUCAGAAAGCACUAAAGGACAAGGCAAACUUUGAACUGAUGAUCGUGUCUGCUCCCAGGCUAAAGCCCAUUCGGUCCGACCAAGAAGUUACACUAGCAUUGGAAGAAUAUUGCCAAAGGCAGGCAGCCGCUUCACAUCAGAUAGGAUCCAAGAGAAGCUUGCUGGAACCUCCCAAGAUUGGUUGGACUGGGUACGUGCCAAAAGCCAAGGUCACUGACUUGGGUUUGGGAGUGCGGUACCAUGUGAUGAGUGGACACUGCUUUGAAGCAUUCAAAAACUCCAUCACGAAGGAGCCACAGCCUUCCUCAAGGCAGACACACAAAGAUGACUCUCAUGGUAUCCCUUCUGCAGACAUUUCAGGAUCACGAUUGUACAGGCCAGAAGGGAUGGUGCCAAAGUACACUGGAUACAUACCACGACCUGUUUUCCAAAUGUGUGAGGUGCAGAUGAGCAUAAUACAUGCUAGAAGUGACUGGGCUUCCACAGUAGAUAAGCGAUUUAUCAAUGGACUGACCUAUGGAAACAUGUGUCGGAGGAAUUCGGUUUGCAAUCACCUUGAAAAUUCCUACGGAAUGCAUUCUGCCAAAAAGCAAGCUUUCCAGUCAGUGUCUCAAUAGCAUGACAUGGAGAAAGAGGAAUCAAAAUGAGGAAGAUCCUGAAGUUUGGGACACAGUGCAUCUCACUGUGGGGGUAUUCUUCUUUUCCACUCUGGAAUAUCAAACGGCCUAAAUGCCUAAACACAUACCGGCAGCCAGCAACUUCAUUCUCCAAUUCAGAUAAAAUCUUGUGCAAAACAAUUAUUGUAAACACAUCUGUCCAUACUUUUUAACUAGACAUAACAGUUCUUUAGAUAUCUGUUUUCAUCCCAACUUUCUAUUUCUUCAAAGCAAGUACAGUACCUCAUGAGUAUGAAGUGACACAAAGUGUGACAGCACACACACAUGGUAAGAACAUGUGUUCUUGUGAAUUGGAACAUGCAAAUGUGAACAUAUUAAAGGCAAACAGGCAUGGUCAUUUUCAUGCAAUGAUGAGAGUGUCUUGAGUAUCACAAUAAACUCUGUCAGCAACUUCCAUGUUUCCAUGAGGGGAACUGCAUUUCCAUGAAAGCUGCUGAAAGAAAUAUUUGCAAUGUCAAGUCACUGGGAUUUAGGGUCCAUUAACUAAGGUUUAUGGUCCACCCUCACUAGACCCAAGUAGCUAUAUCAAGUGACAGUGAGCAACCAUAAUUGACCCAGACUCAA